Syngnathoides biaculeatus (alligator pipefish) is the source of this 3050-nucleotide messenger RNA. RefSeq names its product gastrula zinc finger protein XlCGF57.1-like. The record is from RefSeq and is a predicted model, not a curated record. The transcript has 6 exons. Gene Ontology annotation, biological process: regulation of transcription by RNA polymerase II. Bases 1108 to 2454 code for a protein of 448 amino acids. Gene Ontology annotation, molecular function: RNA polymerase II cis-regulatory region sequence-specific DNA binding; DNA-binding transcription factor activity. NCBI's taxonomy places the organism in Eukaryota, Metazoa, Chordata, Actinopteri, Syngnathiformes, Syngnathidae.
UGGGUUCAAAGAAACUGAGGUACAAUAAAACAUCACUGGGUGAAGAAAUUAUUGUAAUCCAAUGGAUAGGUUUCCGAUGACCCAUCAUGCCUUGAGACGGAUGCCAUAUUGUGUAUCUUAGAGUUCAGGGGCCAUAAAUGAAUGGUGAAGCGUGAAGUUUUUUCCAUCCUUAAUUUUUCCGUUAAGUGUAAAAGUUAUGACAUCGUUUAAAGCAAAUGCAAACGUAGUGGACAAAAACCCGUUUGGUGCUUUAUGCAGAGACAGAUACUUGGAGAAAUUGAAGGACAUCAGCGGGAAAGAUCCACAUGGAUUUCAAGCGUGUGAAUGGAGUGACGAUGUGGAAGGCUACCCUGACGUUACAUAUCCGAUAUCGUUGUGAGCGCAUACACCCUUGAUGAACUAAAGGCUUACAAGUCUCUAUAAGCCUAUAAUGACUUUGUAAGUGGGUGGCUUCAAGAUGUACGGCAACGGGUGAUCGGUAAUCAGUUUGUAAUGGCAGCUCAAGCAAGACAUUCUCAGAGGUCUACCGAUCCACUACUACGUCCCUGGAUCAUAUCCCAAAAAGAUGGCUGUGUUCUCUCCGGUCUUUGUACUUGUUUGGCCGGUUUUGGAGAAGUGUGUUCACACGUGACUGCCCUUUUUGCAGUCGAGGCUUCAGUAAAAUUACGGGAUAACAAGACAGUUAUAGAAGAGAAGUCUUACUGGUUACGGCACUCUGCAGUUACAAAUGUGUCAUGUUUUUGACUCUUCGUGUUUUGGCUUGCCACUCAUGACACGACACGCAGCAACUGUGUAACUCAAACGAACGGGGAGCGUUCCAGCGGUGAACACGGAACGAACCGUCAUCAAGCCGCCUGCAGCUUCCUCACAAGGACCUGACAGCCCUCGCGGUGGUGGAUGCUUGUUCGUGCUUUAGUAAAUCUUUCUGAAUUUGGACCGAACGUUAUGAAUCCUCGACGCGGGACGCCCCAGAUUACGACUUUAGUAGACUAAAACAUUCGUGGAAUCUUCGUGUCCAGUUGGAGUCGUCUCGUCCUAGCUUAGUUUAGCUUGUUAACAAAGAGACGCGUUUGCUGAGGUAGAAAGUGUUGUGACCAUCGUGUGAAAAUGUCUGCAAAGAGGACAGCAGCAUCUGAGGAGGAACUUUGGGGACCAAAAGAGGAAAAGAAGCCACAAAGUCAAUGGCUGGACGCUGUGUUCAGUCUGCAACCUCGUAUUGCGCUACGCACAGCAGAUGUCAGUGAAAAUCUUCAUCCAGUGUGGCAGCAGUCAGUGUCCCGUCACAUCAAAGAGGAAAAGGAGGGUGAACAGGUUCAGCGCAUCAAAGAGGAGGAGGAGGAGUUCCUAGACUUGAAAGAGGAAGAGCAGGAGGAACUCAUCCAGGUUCCAUCCACUGGUGUCCCUUUGAAAGAAGAUGUCAGUGAAAAUAUUCAUCCAGAGCAGCACCAGUCAAUGUCCCGUCACAUCAAAGAGGAAGCGGAGGGGGAAGAGGUGCAACGCAUCAAAGAGGAGGAAGAGCUUUUACACUUGAAAGAGGAAGAGCAGGAGAAAAUCAUCCAGUUUCCAUUCACUGGUGGCCAUUUGAAGAGUGAAGAUGAAGGUCAAAGUGAAGAGAGACGGGGGGCGGCACCUCCAAGCAGGAACAGCUCAAGUGAGGGAGACCUUUGUGAAAGAUCACAAACAGACGGUCAUGAUGAUGAUGAUGAUGAACAGUUUGAAGGUGAUAUAACAUGUCACAGUACCAACAAAUGCUGGAAACGGUCUCAGUGUCAACAACACGUGAAAAUACACACAGAAGAGAAGCCUUGUUCCUUUCAAACAAUUCACACAAGAACACACACUGAUGAGAAACCUUUUUCCUGCUCAGUUUGUGGUCAAAGAUUCUCUCGGAAGGGACACUUAAAAUCACACACAAGAACACACACUGGCGAGAAGCCUUUUUCCUGUGCAGUUUGUGGUCAAAGAUUCUCUCAGAAGGGAACCUUAAAAAGACACACAAGAGAACACACUGGUGAGAAACCUUUUUCCUGCUCAGUUUGUGGUCAAAGAUUCUCUCGGAAGGGACACUUAAACUCACACACAAGAACACACACUGGUGAGAAACCUUUUUCCUGUUCAGUUUGUGGUCAAAGAUUCUCUCGGAAGGGAACCUUAAAAUUGCACACAAGAAUGCACACUGGUGAGAAACCCUUUUCCUGUUCAGUUUGUGGCCAAACAUUCUCUCUGAAGGGAUACUUAAAAAUACACAUAAGAAUACACACUGGUGAGAAACCUUUUUCCUGCUUAGUUUGUGGUCAAAGUUUCUCUCAAAAGGGACCCUUAAAAUCACACACAAGAAUACACUCUGUUGAGGAACCUUUUUCCUGUACAGUGUGUGGCCAAAUGUUCCCUAAGAAGGAAUAUUUACAAAUACACACAAGAAUACACACUGGUGAGAAACCUUUUUCCUGCUGAGUUUGUGGUUAAAGAUUCUCUUAUAAGUCUCUGGCUCAAACACACAAGUGUGCUGGUGAUAACGGUAACCAAGGUUUUCAUGCAUAUGUGAAGAUUUAAAAAAACAGUUACUAUGUUACUGACUUGGGAAAAAUCAACAUUUUUCUGUGGGCAAGCUUCCUUUGUAUCUUUUUUUUUCCUGAUAUGUUUUAAUUUUGAAGAUGAGGGUAUUACACUUGACUGCUACAAAAUAUAAAAUAUGACUAAUUACUAACACUUUAUAGGAUAUUGCCUAUAUUUUCCCAUACCUGCUAUGUCAGUAGUUUUUAAUUUUCAGUUUUUGUAAUGAAAAUGUUGCAUUGAAAAUGGAAUUCAUUCUUUCCCAAUUGGUCCAUCUUGAGGUGGGGAGGGUGGGGAGAAAAUAACCUAUUUCUGAAAUAUGAACCAUGAAGACUCGUACUUCCUUUGAGCAAUGUAUGCAUUUUGUCUGUUUUUGUGAUGUUUGUAUCAAAUUUUUUGAUUGAACUCAGACUGUCGGGAAACUUAGACUUUGAACUGAAAUUGUUGUGUAUUUGUGAUCUUGAAUGAAAUACACCCCCUAAAACAACAUGUCUACA